AUGGAGAGCUUGAUUAAGCAAACAAGAAAAGGAAGCCAGAGCUGGCUCAGAAGACAGUUUUCUAGACAGACGAGUUCGGAUAAUAACGACUUAAGUGGUGCCGAUUAUCAAGCUGCAGUUGCUGCAGCAGCUUAUGCAAUUCAAUCACUCGACGAUUUGAAAUCGAAUGAUAAUAAUAAAGAGGCAACAAACAAAUCCUUGAGCAAGAUGAAGGACAAAGCCGAAGCCACGAUAACUCCACUCGAACCACUUAAAAGUGCACUAAAAUCCGCAGAUGAAACUUUAAGGUCAAGUUUCAAGAAUCCAAACCAAACAAGCUCGACUAACAAAAAGACACCCGAAAAAGAACCCUCUUUCAAGAAGAGAAUAAGCUUUGCAGAUAACGACGAGACUAUUAUAGGCGAAAAACCCGAAAAUUCUGAAGUGGGGCCCACAUUUAGAGCUGACAGCAAGAAGAAGCCUGAGACAAUCAUGCCAAAGACGAAUUCUGUGGAUUUAACUGCAGUAAAAUCGGGACUCAGAGACUAUCGAGCGGAUGAUUGGGAAAAAGAAGAGAUUGCAAAGAUUGGAGAACGGUAUGUGAAGCUGAGAGCCACCAUUGAUAACUGGGAAACUAAAAAGAAGAAAAACGCAAAGCGCAAAAUACAAAGGGCAGAGGCUGAAUUGGACAAAAAAAGAGCAAAAGCCAUACAGAGCAACCGAGACAAAAUCACAAGAAUCGAAGCAAUUGCACGAGGAGCUCGAGAGCAAGCAGAUGAGAAUAGGAAAAAAGAGGAGUUCAAGGCAAAAGAGAAAGCAAAUAAAAUCAGAUUGACAGGAAAAAUCCCAGCAACUUGCUUCUGCUUUUGA
Molecule: messenger RNA, 849 nt
Organism: Striga asiatica
Lineage: Eukaryota; Viridiplantae; Streptophyta; Magnoliopsida; Lamiales; Orobanchaceae
Source: the annotation of a GenBank genome assembly